This is a messenger RNA of Dipodomys ordii (Ord's kangaroo rat), 927 nucleotides long. RefSeq names its product olfactory receptor 4N4-like. The record is from RefSeq and is a predicted model, not a curated record. Gene Ontology annotation, molecular function: olfactory receptor activity; G protein-coupled receptor activity. Gene Ontology annotation, biological process: G protein-coupled receptor signaling pathway. Gene Ontology annotation, cellular component: membrane. The coding region runs from base 1 to 927 and encodes 308 amino acids. Lineage: Eukaryota; Metazoa; Chordata; Mammalia; Rodentia; Heteromyidae. The transcript has a single exon.
AUGGAGAGAAACAACAGCACGGUGGUAACAGAAUUCAUCCUCCUUGGCCUGACCCAGUCUAGAGAUAUUCAGUUUUUGGUUUUUGCUCUCAUCUUGAUUUUCUACCUCAUCAUUCUUCCUGGAAAUAUUCUCAUCAUUCUCACUAUAAGAUCAGACCCUGGACUCACAGCCCCACUCUAUUUCUUCCUGGGCAACUUGGCCUUCCUAGAUGCCUCCUACUCUUUCAUUGUGGUUCCCAGGAUGUUGGUGGACUUCUUUUCUGAGAAGAAGGUGAUCUCCUACCCAGGCUGCAUCACUCAACUGUUUUUCUUGCACUUCCUUGGAGGAGGGGAGUUCUUACUCCUUGUUGUGAUGGCCUUUGACCGUUACAUGGCUAUCUGCCGACCUUUACAUUAUUCUUCUGUCAUGAACUCUAGAGCUUGCUAUGUGAUGGUACUGGCUCAGUGGCUUGGAGGAUUUGUGCACUCCAUUAUCCAGGUGGUCCUCAUUCUCCGUUUGCCCUUCUGUGGUCCAAACCAAUUGGAUAACUUCUUCUGUGAUGUUCCUCAGGUCAUCAAGCUAGCCUGCACUGAUACCUUUGUGGUGGAAAUUCUUAUGGUUUUCAACAGUGGCCUGCUUUCCCUGGUGUGUUUUGUGGGGCUUCUUUCCUCCUAUGCAAUCGUCUUAUGUCACAUUAGGAAGUCAUCAUCUGAAGGGAAGAACAAGGCCAUAUCCACAUGUACCACUCAUGUUAUUAUUAUAUUUCUUAUGUUUGGACCUGCAAUUUUCAUUUAUACUCGUCCAUUCAGGGCCUUACCAGCUGACAAAGUUGUUUCUUUCUUUCAUACAGUGAUAUUUCCUCUGCUAAACCCUGUGAUUUAUACACUUCGAAACCAGGAAGUAAAAUUUUCCAUGCUAAAGUUAUUGACUCGGCCUAUAGUAUGUUAA